ACUCCCCCUAAUACUGCAGGACUGAAUGGGCGAGGGGGUGGUAUUGGGUCUCCUCACCCCACUCCUCCUACGAGGAACGAACUCACCCACCUACUCUCCACCCAUCCACCCAACCGACGGCCUGUGCCACCCCGCCUGCCCACCCACUGGCCACCCGACUGCCGUCGAGGAAACAACCUGCAACCGAACCAGCAUAACCUUUCCUCGAACACGAUUUUUAUAUACAUAUAUAUAUAUAGAUAUAUUUAUUUAUAUCCUUUGGAAACACUUAUCAACGUAAAAUAUCAUCAUCAUCAUUAUCAUCAUCAUCAACAAAAGUAACCGAGGGAAGGUUGUAUACAAGGACCCAGGGGGUGGUGCUGGGGUGAAGGAGGAGGAGGAGGAUUUCUCGAGGGUCUCUUCAAAAACAGUGGCUCUCAACUGAAAUUCCAAAACAAUAAUGGAGGGUGGAGGACCGGGUAUCGGUCGUCUCGACUGUUACGAGGAUAUGUUUAAGGAAAUUACCAGAAAACUCUACGGCGAGGAUCCCGAUCACAGAACCUCAAGUGUACAAAACGAAUUUGAGACUUCAGUGUCUUAUAAGACUGAAGAUGAUACGGACAAUGGCACUGAUCUCAGCGAUGAUUGGACAUGUGAUGAUGAACCACUUAAGGGAACUGAUGGCAGUCGAAUUGCUGCCUAUCACUCGACAAAAACCACCUGGAGAUGCUACGAGUGUGGUGACUUAAUGGGUGGGGGGCCUCGAGAGGUAGCCGAACACUUUUAUGAAUUGCAUUCCUCAAGGAUCAUUGGAGACGACACGAGGAGUAGACAUCAUUCGACUCGUAAAGAUUACCUGCACAUCGAACUGAAACUUGAGGACGUUGUUACCUACCUGGAAAGGGUGCGAGAUAGGGCCGAAAGAUCUGCGCCACCUUCGCGUAGAACACAAGAAACACAAACAGUCCCAGCAACAUUACUUCCUGCCACUUCCACAUUUCUACUACAGGAAUUACCAUCAGCACCGGUCUCUCAACAUUUACAUCAGAAUUCAGCAAGUAUGACGAGUACAAGUCCAGUGGUGGCUAGCGGUAAACGUUACACAUGUCCAUUUUGUCCCUACGGUACGGAUAGACGUGAUCUUUAUACACGUCACGAGAAUAUACAUCGUGAGGAGAAACCAUUUCACUGUUACAUUUGUUAUAAGCCAUUUAAUAGAGCUGAUCAUGUGAAGAAGCAUUUUCUACGAAUGCACAGGGAACAUGUCUAUGAAUUAUCGAGAAUUCGUCGUCCACCUGGUAGUACAAGUACACCAAAGCCAAUACAGCAAGAUACAAGCUCAACUGGAACUACUAACAAUCAACAGCAGCAGCAACAACAACAACAACAACAGCAGCAGCAGCAACAACAGCAACAGCAGCACGCCACUUAUCCCUCGGGAUAUAACAAUAACAAGGGUUAUCAGCUACAGUCUAAUUCAGCAUCAGGAGCGAAUAACACAGCUCUUUAUCAGACAACAACGACGACGACGACGACCAACAAUAUGCCUACGCCCGGUAUCAUGCAACCAGAAGCAAAUUGCAGUGGGAGGAGAAUUCAGAAUGGCGGUUGCAAUAGCAAAAGCCAUCUUAAAGGGGGAUCUAAAGGAGCACAAGAGAGAAGGUACACCUGUUGCUAUUGUUCGUGGAGUGGUGUUGACAAUUGGUGUUUGAAACGACAUCUUAACACACAUUUGAAACCAUUUGCCUGUACACUUUGCGAAUAUAAAGCAGCGCGUGCUGAACGUUUAGCGACUCAUGUUCUCAAGGUACACAAUAGAAGACAAUGCUCAAGAUGUUCUUUCUUGGCAGAGGAUGCGGCACAAUUACAGGUACAUCAAUUACACGUUCAUCGAGUCACAACCACUAGUUCAUCAGCAUCUGUUGCCUCCUCACCAACAUCAGCUCAAUCGCAAACACAAAAUCGUCAUCAGCAACAACAACAACAGCAGCAGCAACAACAACAACCUUUGCACCCCGUUGGUGGAGGACGACCACCACCAGGACCACCUGUUUUUCCAGCUCCAGCAUCAGCAAUAGUACCUUCAACAACAAUUAUUCCUCCAAAUACAAUUCUUGGUGACCUGAGUAAUGCCCAAAGAAGACGAAAGCAGAGUCAACCGAGGAAAGUGCUUCACAAAAUGAUUAUCGAAGAAAAUUGCAUCAUACCAAAUGUUAAUAAUGAUGAUAAUGAUAAUGAUGAUUUGGAAUUAAUGGACGAUUUGCAGAAAUUAAGGGAAAAAUAUCAAAAACAACAAAAAGGAUAUUUACAAAGAAAUAUGAAAUGUUUCUCAUGUCCAAUUGAUGCACCAGCGAGAGGACAAAUUUUUAAUCCUUAUCACAGUCGUGCUUCAUUAUUACUUCAUAAACUUUGGAAACAUAAAAUUAAUGAAAAAAAUAAAUUACUAUUGUCAUCAUCAUCAUCAUCAUCGGAUGAUGAAGAGUCUGGUGAAAAUUCUCUCAUUCUUAAAGCAACUCUUCUCAAUAGUAAAAAUUAUUUUGAUCAUCGAAGAUAACAAUUUUGGAUGGGGGGAUUAUUUCCCUCCUCAAUUUCUUUUUUCACACGUGCCAUUUUUCUCUAAUAUUAAAAAAAAAAUUUUUUUUUUUUAAGAGAGAAAAUUCUACAAACUCUUUAUUAUAAUUAUUAUUGUAAUUAUAAUUAUUAUUAUAAUUAUACUUAUUAUUAUAUUUAUAAUAAUAAUUAUACUUAAUAUUAUUAUUAAUAUUAUUUUUUUUUAUUAUUAUUAUUCAUCAUGGAAAAUUCCAAAGAAUCGUUGAAUAUUUUCACGCCUCAAAGUGAAUUACCAAAGUUAUUUUCAGUUUUUUUUUUGUUUGUCCAAAAGGACAGUGAUCAUGUGUAAAUAACUAUAAUAAUUGUUUCUAAAUAUGUGUCUCAUAAAUGUAAAUCUCCUACGGCUUUAUAAAUGUAUAAUUAAAUUCUCGAUCCAUUCUAA
Messenger RNA from Leptopilina boulardi, 2971 nucleotides. RefSeq names its product protein charlatan (gene chn). Gene Ontology annotation, cellular component: nucleus. NCBI's taxonomy places the organism in Eukaryota, Metazoa, Arthropoda, Insecta, Hymenoptera, Figitidae. The record is from RefSeq and is a predicted model, not a curated record. The transcript is spliced from 8 exons. The coding region runs from base 440 to 2533 and encodes 697 amino acids. Gene Ontology annotation, biological process: regulation of gene expression.